AUGGCCGUCUUCUUGGUGCUCACAGGUAUGGGAGCUGUAGGUUUCUUGUUAUCAUUUUUCACCCAAGAACUCAGUCCUGAAAAUGACGAAGUAGGAAGGCAAGGAUUUGAAAGUAACUGA
Sclerotinia sclerotiorum 1980 UF-70 is the source of this 120-nucleotide messenger RNA. RefSeq lists its product as hypothetical. The coding region runs from base 1 to 120 and encodes 39 amino acids. The record is from RefSeq and is a predicted model, not a curated record. The transcript has a single exon. NCBI's taxonomy places the organism in Eukaryota, Fungi, Ascomycota, Leotiomycetes, Helotiales, Sclerotiniaceae.